Clonostachys solani is the source of this 1146-nucleotide messenger RNA. The record is from the annotation of a GenBank genome assembly. Lineage: Eukaryota; Fungi; Ascomycota; Sordariomycetes; Hypocreales; Bionectriaceae.
AUGUCCGCAACACCUUUAGCCCCUCCUCCCGUUAGCCCGCUCGCCCGGUAUCGCUUGCUGUCGCCGAAUGCUGCCGUAAAAGUCAGUCCUCUAUGUCUGAGCACAAUGAGCUUCGGGAACGCAUGGAAGGACCAGAUGGGAGACCGUAGCCAGCGUGAAGUCGAGGCUCUUCUUGACUACUUUUACUCUCAGGAAUCGGAGCAAUGGGUCGGCGACUGGAUGAGAAAACGAGGUGUUCGUGGCCAAAUGGUCAUCGCGACCAAGUACACAACCAACUUUGUGGCUGGGCCAGCACACCCUCCUAUCAUGGCCAAUUACGCAGGCAACGGAACCAAAAGCCUAAUACAGUCGGUUGAAUCAAGUUUGAAGAAUCUUCAAACGAGCUACAUUGACGUGUGGGACUACAGCACCUCCAUUGCGGAACUGAUGCAGUCUCUCAACCAUCUCGUUGCCAUGGGGAAAGUUCUAUAUCUAGGUGCCAGUAACACGCCUGCCUGGGUCGCAAAUGAGUACGCCAGGCACCAUGGCCUUCGUCAAUUUUCCGUUUAUCAGGGUCUGUGGUCUGCGACCUGUCGUGAUUUGGAACGCGAUGUUGUUCCAAUGUGCAAGAGCGAAGGUAUGGGGAUCACGCCUUGGGGGGCGCUUGGGAAAGGGAAGUCCAAAAUGGCAGAACAGCGACGAUACGAAGAUGGCCUUUAUUCCAACUUCAACGAUCCUGAAGUGAAGAUAUGUAAGACAAUGGAGGAUCUUGCAAUUCAGCUCGACACCACCUUGACGUGCAUCGCACUGUCAUAUAUCAUACACAAAGCGCCAUACGUAUUCCCAGUGAUCGCGGCACGGGGGAUCAAUCACCUGAAAGAAUAUAUCCAAGCCCUCGUCGUUAAGCUUGAUCCAGAAAAUAUCAAGGCGGUUGAUUCAGCAAUCCCUUUUGAUCUAGGCUUUCCCCAUUCUUUACUUUGGAAAAAUGACAUCCCUGAGACUCCCCAGAAUGUCAGCUUCUUGGAAAUGGCGGGCACAUUCGACUUCGUUCCAGAACCGGCACCUAUCACCGCGCCAAUGGCUAGAACCGACGAAUAUAAUAGACAUGGUUUCGCAGCCAGAAGAGCCCCAAACCUAAGGUUUUCAAAACCUCGCGGCAGAAUGUAG